GGUUAUUUUCAUCAUGUGUUCCCAUGGCUUCAACAAGUAUCUCAGUUGAGACUGGAUCUGUGCUGUUGGUUCGCUCCCAAAAUAGACCUUACAUCGAUUCAUUGCUGUCUGAUCAUUUUCCAAACCAAUAUGCCCCUCAAAGUGGGAAAUCGUUGAUUGAAGUUUGCCAGCCUUCUUCCUGUGAAUGCUCUGAAUUUCUUCACCAAAAGUUAAUGCAAUGCGUCCUUCCAAAAACAUUUAGUGGGUUUCACUUGAAUGGUUACAAUACACAUUGUCUUCUCAUUGACUGUGGGGGUCGGUUUUAUGCAUCAAAGUUUGGAGAGUUUGUUCGCAGACAUCUACAAGACGAAAUACCUGCUUUGAAGUUUGAACACAACCAAUAUGAAGUGUUUUUGGAAGAAAUAUUGUCUAGGGUUCAUAUUAUUCGUGUAUUUACAGAUUGUGAACUCCUUUUGGCUUUUUCUUACUCAAGAGAAGUUAUCAAACAGCAUCCAGUUUCUUGUCUUAUGAUUAGUGCGAUGAAUGCUUUUACAUAUUUGGAACGUUUACGCUACAAUUCGUGGAAGAGUCUUGUUAGUCAACAUUCAAUAUUAAUGGGUAUUUUGCUCCGUCUGAUUGCCGAUUUUCAGCUUCUUUGUAUUGUCAUCAUGAGGUACUCCCCUGAUAUUCAUGUUCUAAAUGAUUCUUUGAGUACUGACACUGAGAUGUUUCAUCCGAAUAACUCAUUAGGCUCUGAAAUAAGGAGCGAUGAUUGGUCGAAAUAUGUAACUCAUAAAAUUGAAUUAAUUGACUGUCAGCAUUCCUUUGUAUCAUGUAUCAAACACGAAUCUAGUAUGAAAGUGAUAAAAGAUACGAGAGUUUCUUAGUUAAUGGUUAUUUUUGUAAAAUAAAAACAGUAUUUUUCUACUUCUCUUUGUUUACUUAUCUUUUAGACGCUAACUUUUCACUCUAUAGUUGAAAACGAACUAUAUAUAUCUCUAACAAAAUGGUGAUAAGAGCCAGGUCUUGCUUACUGUCAGAUCUUUAAACGUGGUGCGAUUAGCUUAACG
This is a messenger RNA of Schistosoma rodhaini, 1049 nucleotides long. The record is from the annotation of a GenBank genome assembly. NCBI's taxonomy places the organism in Eukaryota, Metazoa, Platyhelminthes, Trematoda, Strigeidida, Schistosomatidae.